CGUGGGGUACUGCAAUUUUAUUUAUUUUUUUGUUCGCGAACUCCUAAAAGUAUUCAAAAUUUCUAUUAUAUUUUAUCCAAUACAAGUACCAGUGCUUGUCCCUGUGUUGUUCAUAAAGUUAUUAAGUCUAAUAUGUUAUUGGGAAGUUGAAGGGUGUAUACUUCGAGUCUACAUCAAUCAUAAGAACCAUGGAGGUGACGCACACCUUGAUGCUGAAUGAGGCAGCACUCCAGCAGCUGCCUGAUGACAAGAAGCCACAUUUCAUAUUUGAGUGGCUUCGAUUCCUUGAUAAAGUAUUGGUUGCAGCAGAUAAGACAGACAUCAAGAACUGUCAACAGAAGCUAGUAGCGCAACUGGUGAACCUACUCCGAGAGUCUCUCGGGCCUCCAGCGCGUCGUCUGCUAGCUAGAUGUCUGGCCACCCUGUUCUCCGUUGGGGACACAUUCCUGUUGUUCGAUACAGUUAACAAAUGUAAUGACAUCAUCAAGGUGAAGGAUGACUCGCCAUCGUACUUGCCGACUAGAUUGGCUGCGAUAUGCUGUCUGGGCAGUAUGUACGAGAAACUCGGCCGGAUGAUGGGAAGAUCUUACGAGGAGACUGUGACAACCCUAAUCAGAUCGUUGAAGAGUGCCGAGUCGCAAACUAGACUAGAGAUCAUGAAUACUCUUGAGAAGAUCUGUGUGGGCAUGGGCACGGCAGCUCCGGCGGCGGUGCGCGAGGUGUCCCGCGCCGCACGCGCCGCGUUGUUAUCUGACCGCGCGGCGCCCGUGCGCGCCGCCUCUGCGCAUGCGCUACGAAACAUCCUACCGCUGAUGAAGCUCACGCCCGCCGACCUUGACGCCAUAGCUGCUGCGUGCUUGAGGGCCGCGCAUCCCAGUGACUACACUUUGAGGUGUGCUAUUGCGGAACUUCUGGGCGCUCUUAUAGCGACAACCCAAGCCGGAGAAGCGACUAACAUGAAUAAUAAGAUGAAAAUGGGCCAAUCAGUCCAACAAAACAAAAAAGAUUCACAGAAGAACGUAGUAUCAUUGGACGAGGCGCUGAACCUACUGAUGGGGGCUUUCCUUAGAGGAGGUACCUCGUUCCUCAAGGGGGAAAUCAUCAAAACAGGCUCAGGAGUUAACCGGGAAGUGAGAGUUUGUGUGACGCAUGCUUACGUAGUCUUCGUGCAGAAUAUGGGCGGAGUGUGGUUGGAGCGGAAUAUGACCACGUUCCUGAACCACGUGUUGGACUUGGUCGCCAAUCCCAAGGCAGCGAGCUCGCAUGUCGAUGCUGUGUAUUCCAGAAAGUGCAUUAACUACAUACUGCGCAACACGCUCGGCAAAAUGUUGGGCGAAAAAGCGCAAGCCUCGGCGUGCAGAGAGAUCAUACAGAUCGUCAUAAAGCAAAUGAACAGCAUCGACUUCAACCCGGAAAAUGCUAAGGAUUGUAAUCAGGAGACAUUAUUCAGCCAGCAUUUGUUGGUGUGCGCGUUGAUGGAGGCGGGCGAGCUCGCGCUACAGCUCGGCACUUCAGUGCAGAACCUCGUCUCUGACACAUCUCUGAACAUGGUCGACGCUAUCUUUACCGUAAGUCUAAUUUGGGUUGAAUCAUGUAAAUAUUUGACCCUUAUAGUGGCGCUGCCCGCGCUGCUGGCGCCGCUGCUCGACCGCUGUCUCGACGCGCUCGACCACCAGCGCCCCACGCCACACCACAUUUCCGGUUACUCAGCAGCCAUAGCGGCUAUUCUCGGCGCGGUCCAACUGUCGCCCCUCGGUGUACCACACGGGCGAGGCAAGAUCGCAUUCAACGCGGCCGAGCAACUACUACGAUCGGCCGGACAAAGCAGCAGGCUCACCGCUGCCAGGACCAAUGCUGGUUGGCUCAUCGUCGGAGCUAUUUGUACGCUAGGUGUGCCCGUUGUCCGGGGACUUCUGCCUCGAAUGUUACUAUUGUGGAGAAACAGCUUCCCAAGGUCGGCUAAGGAAUUAGAAUCGGAGAAAUCCAGAGGAGACGCUUUCACUUGGCAGGUGACAUUGGAGGGUCGCGCCGGAGCGCUUUCAGCCUUGCAUAGUUUGCUCAUUCACUGUCCAUCACUGGUGAACAGCGAUGAUACUGCCAAACGAUUGACACAGCCCAUCGAUGGAGCCAUUGCUGUUCUUACCAACGUGAGCAGCGUGGUGCGCAGCUACGGCGGGUCGCUGAAGGCGCCGGCGGCGCUGCUGCGGCUGCGGCUGUACCAGGCGUGCGGCGCGCACCCCGCGCCCGCGCCCGCGCCCGCGCCGCCGCUGCUGCGCCUGCUCGCCGCCGAGCUCGCCGGCGCCGCCGACCCCAGCGGCGCCAACACGCACACCGGAUUACUAAGAAAUGCAAUGCAUCCCCGUGACACCAUUUUAUUAGGAGAAGAAGGCUGGAUAUACGAUACAGAUCAUGCCGACAUUGAGGAACAGUUGACGUCGCCGCUGAGCGCGAGCGGCUCGUCGGCGCUGGAGCACGACCCGUGCUGCCUGUACCGCGGCAGUGCGGGCGCGCCGCCGCUGGGCGUGGCCGUCAUCGACGCCGCCGUCAUGCUGUUCCCGCAGAUAUUCGCACGCGCCGCCAACAAGCACAGACAGCAAAUGCUGGAGCACUUCGCGGAGUGCAUCAAGAUGUCGAAGGGCGCGCGGCAGGAGGCGAUCCAGGUGAACGUGUACACCGCCUUACUGCUGGCGCUGCGCACACUCGCCGAACACAAGAGCUCGCUCGGACAGGAGCCGGUCAAGAACAUCGCCACAGAUCUCAUUCUUGGCGGUCUAUCAUCAAAUGUGGUACCAGUACGCGCCGGCGCGGCUGCAUGCGCGGGCCGCCUGUGCCUGGUGGUGUCGGAGGCGGAGGCGCAGGCGCUGUCGGAGCGCGUGCUGGCCGUGGCGCGGGGCGGCGGCGCGGGCGCGGGGGCAGGGCGGGGAGCCCGGGCGGCGGCCGCGGCGGCGGCGGGCGCCGUGCAGAGAGCAAGGGGCACGCACGCCGGUGCGGCCGCGCUGCCUGUGUUGCGGGCCAAUGCGCAGGAUCACGCGGCGCUUGACUUGCAAGUGUGGUCCCUGCACGCACUGUCAGUGCUCGCGGACGCGUCAGGCCCGAUGUUCCGAAGCCACGUGGAGUCUACACUCAACUUGGCGCUGAAACUCCUAUUCAAUGCGCCGCCAUUCUUAGACGAUUUGCAUCGCACCAUCGGUCGACUGCUCGCCGCUUUGAUUACUGUUGUCGGACCGGAGCUGCAAGUGGUGGCAGUUGGUCGAUUCGUGUGUGCAUGCGCGGCGUUGUGCGAAUCAGGCGGUGGUGGCGCACGCGCCGAGGCGACGGGCUGCCUGCAACAGCUGCAGAUGUUCGCGCCCGCCUGCACCAACCUGCAUACCCUUGUGCCGCAGCUAUGUCGUGAUCUAUCGCAUCCCGAGUUGGUGGUGCGCCGCGCCGCGCUGUGCUGUCUGCGUCAACUCUCGCAGAAGGAGGCUACGGAAGUGUGCAAAUACGCUCUUCUUGCUAAGGACCACGUACCUGCCAAGCCGUAUUGUGGCGUGGUGGUGUCGGAGCAGGGCCUGCCGGGCGCGCUGUUCACGGUGCUGGACGCCGAGCGCGACGCCGCCGCGCGCUCGCACGCGCGCGACGCGCUCGCCUGCUGCCUGCUCGCCGCCGCGCCCGCCGCCUCCGCCACCUCCGCCGGCACGCUGCGCGCGUGGUUACAACUGCUCAAACGCGUGCUCACUGUUAAACACGAGGACAGCAACAACCCAGAUACAGAUUUGGACGCGGAUGGCGAUGACGACCAGGAGGAGUUCCACGCAGAUACAGACCAGUCCACGCAUCCAGCCGUGCAGUCGAGAUGGCCAACUAAGGUAUUCGCUAUGGAGUGCAUCCAGAAAUUGAUAAGCGCUUGUGAAGCCACCGGCGACAGCGCACACUUUGACCUCGUGAAAGCGAAGGAGAAACAGCAAGUAGACCCUAGCGUGGACUACCUGUCGUUCCACCUGUCGGAGCUGGUGCGCAUGUCGUUCGUGGGCGCGACGGGGGAGUCGGACGCGUUGAGACUGGCGGGGCUGCGCACGCUGCAGCUCAUCAUACAGAAGUAUGCGCGUGCGCCGGAGCCAGACUUUGACGGUCAUUUGCUACUUGAACAAUAUCAGGCGCAGGUGGGUGCGGCGGUGCGGCCCGCGUUCGGCGGCGAGACGGCCUCGCACGUCACCGCCGCCGCCUGUGACCUCUGCUCCGCGUGGAUCGCCAGCGGCGUGGCGAGGGACCUCGCCGAUCUACGCAGAGUUCAUCACCUAUUAGUAUCGAGUUUGGACAAGCUCAACACAAAAGGAAACACGACUCUUAUCUACAAUGAAAGCAUGGCGACCCUGGAGAAACUGUCCAUCCUCAAAGCAUGGGCGGAGGUCUACAUAGUCGCCAUGGUCAGCAACAACAGCGCGCCAGGCAGUUACAUCAAACAAAUAGACACGAAACCGAUCAACAACCAAGCAGAGCUCGCCAAGUGGAAGAACCAGCUGUUACAGAACAACAACCAGAUCGACAACGCUUCUGAGAACGACGAGGAAGAGUACGGAGAGUUCGAGUCCAAGGGAGAGAGUCUGUUGAAACUUGUCGAGCCCGAGUUGGAGAGUUUGGGAGAGAACUGGGUGGCAGCGUUGAAGGAUCACGCUCUGUUGAGCUUGCCGCCAGAGUUCGCGUCGCAGCUGCCGCACGGCGGCGGCGCGUUCUACUCUGCGGAGACGGCGGAGGCGUCGCGGCCGCACUACGCGCGCGCGUGGCCGUCGCUGCUGUACGCCGCCGCGCUGCGCUACAACGCCGGCGCGCACCUGCCCGCCUCCACGCACUCAGAUAAAACCGACGGCGCUCUCGACAACAGAUCGGCAAAAACCGAAAAUGGCAACUUUGAAUUCUUCGAACCGGUUGAUGAGAGAUUCCACUUGCUGUUUGGUAUCUGCAUGGAAGCGCUGUGUGCCCAAAGGGACAUGAGUGUGGAGAACACAAUAUCAGUGUUGCUGUCACUCAUUACUUUACUGGACGCGCCCGAAAACAGGGCCCGAUUGAUGAAGGACAGGUCAUUGGCGAUAGAGUUGUGCCAAAUCAUUCAUCGCACUGGACUGACGCACUCGAGCAUUGAGGUGUUGUUACUGGCGGCCGAUGUGCUGCGAUUGGUUAUCGAAGGUGCGCGGGAGCAACUGCACGCCGCUAUGCAGGCGAAGAUCAAAGAAUUGGCGCCCGACGAGUCAUCAACAGAAAGCGCGCCAGCCGCAGCCAUCGCAGCGGUACAGACCCUCGGAGAAGGCGGACCUACGGGGGACCUGCCCCCCGGCAAGUCCGUAGUGUUCGCGUGCCUGGAGGCGUGCGUGUGGCUCGCGGCUCGAAGGACCCCGGCAUUAGCGCCCGCGGGAAGAGCCCGACCCGCCGCCCAGCGCAGGGCUACAGGGCCCAAGGGAGAUGCGCUGUUGGUCAAGAGUCUGGCUGCGGUGGCGUUGCUGCCGACUCUCACGAGUCCUCAUGGCGCCCUCUCGAUCCUGCCGACGAUCCUGUACCUGGCGACGGAGGUGUUGCGCGAGAGCAAGGAGUCGAGCACGGUGGCGGACGCGGGCAUCCUGCUGCUGCAGAGCGGCGCCGAGUGUCGCGCCGUGUCGCUGCACGACCACACGCGCGAACACCACGCGCGACUCUUGCACAGCGCGCUCGCCAAACUCGUCGAGAGGGUCAAGAGCGACGAUCCAGAGCAACGUAUAGAUCCGAUCACGGGCGCACGCGCGAUGGCGGUGUUGCUGAACAACGCCGAGCCCGUAGCGCCGCUACACUAUCCCUGCAUCAACCACUUCCGGCAGUGCCUCGAGACCAGUGAUAAUGAGGUGUUCGCCCGGUGCUGCGCGGUGCUGCGCGCGGUGUGGUCGGGCGGCGCGGCGGCGCGCGUGUCGUGGUGGGCGCGCGGGCUGGCGGCGCGCGUGGUGGCGCGCGCGGCGGCGGCGCGCCGGCCCGCCGACAUGGCGCACACGCGCGCCGCACUGGCGGCGCUCGCCGCGCUCGACGACCUGCUCGACGCCGCGCCGCACUCAGCGCGUAUCCAGCUCCUGUGGCUACUAGUGCCGAUAGUGAUCUCGUACUUACGCGAGAGCAGCGAGUUGUCCCGCGCGCCGGCGCACGUCCGCGCGCUGCACGAGUUCGCGCUGCAGUGGCUCACUAGGGUCGGUCCCAAGUAUCCGCAGGAAUUCAAAACAAUGAUGCAGCAGUCCGCCGAGCUGCGCAACAAACUGGAAUGCGCUCUAAAGGCGAAUCAAGCGAACACGCGCAUCAACAAGGCGCAAGCGCAGAGGCCAGUGUUCGACGCCAAACCCGCCAAGCCUACUAUUCAACUCAAAACAGAUUUCAGCGACUUUAGAUAAAUAUUUAUAAACGAAACGUUGAUUAAAAGUGGUUACUGACCCGUCGUAUUGACGUAAUAAACUGACAUAUACUUCCUUGACAUAAAUUGUCACUACAUAAUAUUGGAAAGAAACUUGACCAAGCUAUAAUUAUACCGAGACGUUUUUGUGACAUUGACAUUAAAAGAUAAUCCGGGGCCUGUUUUAAGAAGCCCAAGAAAGUCUUAGUAAAAUAUAAGAACUAAUUAUCUAGCAUGUGAUUAAAUUUAACACCAGCACACAUCAAGCACACAUCGACAUUUGACGCCCGGGAUCUGAAGCGUACGAUUCCGUCACAAAUUAUUAUGUCGAAGGCCUCCUAGCCUCAGCCUCAACUAAAUUACUGUCUCCAAAUACGCGGGCGUAAUUAAAAUACACGCAUACGGAAGUUUACGUAAAAUGAACUCUGAUUCAAAAUGUUAUUUUUACUUUUAAGAAUUAUUUUAAAAUAUAUGUCGAGCAUAACCGUUAUUUUAAAAUAUUUCUUAUAAAAUCCAAUCCCCACAGAAGUUAUUCAAAUUUUAAUAGUCUUAUUUUAACAAUUUUAAUUCAGACCACGUAAACUAUAGCGCCUUAAAACAUGUAUUAAAUUGACGAUCUACCCAUUUAAUAUCUUUACUUAUUAUAAAAAAAAGUUUGAAAGCGAUAAAAUAAAAAACUACCAAACAGAUUUCGAUGAAAUUUUGUAUGUAGAUUGAGAUCUAAGCAAGGACAUAUGCGAGUAGAUAUAUAGCGUGACUUCCUUCCGAAAAAGAAAAUCGCGGGUGAAGCCGCAGGCGAAAGCUAGUUUAUAAUAAAAUUGCCACAGUCAAAUUAUAAGAAUUCUAAAGUGAUACAUGACGUGCAUAGUGCACUAGCAUGCAGUACUGCGUAUUUCAAAGUUCUGGAUAGCAUUGCUAUUGUUUUUGAGCAGGCGUGAUAUUUAACGUCGAUUAAGCCAGUACUUGGCAUUUACUUUGAAACAAAUAAUUAAAAAUUUAAAUAAUGUAAUUAAUAUAAAUUAUAGUAGUAUAAUAUUAAAUCCUAACAAUAUACUAUACUAAAUAUUUAGAAUUUAAUUAAUUGCGUAGACAAUACCUUGUAUUAAGUAACAUCAUCUAGAAUACUGCACUAUUUAAAUUACCUAUCUCGAAUAGUAAGAUUCAAAUUUUUAAUACUCGUAGCAGAACCUAGUCAAAAUGUAAAAUGUAUUGGAAUUAUAUUAUUAGGUUCUUAAAUAUUCUUACCAAAAACCAUUAAUAAGCGUUAUUUCACUAAUUGUAAUUGUGUCGCAUAAUUCGGGUCAGAUCAUAAUAGACAAAAGAUUAUUUAAAUGUUUUUCGGCACUACACGGCUAAAUGUAAUUUCUAAAUGCUUAAUAAAUGAACUAUAAUGAUUUUCUGUUUACGUGAAUGUUUGAUAGCGAAAUAACAUAUAAUAAUUUCAUUGCUUUCGCGACAUCAAAAUCGAAACUUGGGCUUUUCGGACGGGUAAUACCUCAAUCCGUCGCGUCACCAAGAAGCCUAUAAAGUCUUCGAAACGUUUAAAAAAUUGCGAUAAAAUACGAAAAAUAGUUUCGAUUCGAUAAAUUAAUCAUUUUUUAAAUUGUUAAUAUUUUUUAACUUAGAACUGAUAUUGUUUUGAGGUAUGCAAUUUAGGAAUUAUUUUAUAGACAAUGAAAAUUGUGUGAAAUAAAAUUUAAUUAACAGUUGUUCACUGCCCAGUUAUCAAACCCAGUGUACAAUUUGCAUGACAAUUUUAUCUACAAUAGAGCAUUUUAUACUGUUAGACUAAUAGACAUUUGUCAGAAAUUUUGUCAAUAGCAUAUAGUAAGUUUGUUCGAAAUAGAAAAGUAACUGAAGUUCCUAAUUAAUUCUGUCGUUGUGCUUACCAAAUAUAUUUCUCCAGUCUUAGACUGUGUACUAACUAACCAAUAAUAAUUAUUAAUGUAAAAAUUUAAAGGUUUGAGAUGUUUGAGUGUUUGUAACAAGUAACACCUGAAUGGAUUUUUAUAAAAUCAGGCUGGCUAAAGUUAGCUUUAUCAUCGUAGGGUAUAAUAUACUUUUGGCACUCAUUUAAAUUUUACAAAGAUUUAUAAUACUUUGAAUUGCGGUUGUAGAAAAUUUACGGCUUAUAUAAAUAAGAUGUAAAAUUAUAAUAGUGACAAAAGGCUAAUUAAAACGUGUUACUGACGGUAGACACACUCUAGAAUUGAAAUAUUUAGAUUUUGUUACAUGUAUAAAAAUAAUACAUUAUUUUUUUUAAAUAAUUUGAGUCGAAGACAAAACAGAACCGAACUCAGAGGAAGAAUACAUCGCUUACAAUCAGAGGCUUGAAUAUACUUGUGCAAAAAUCUAAAUCGAUAAUAUCUUUAUUGUUAAGACAAAUUCUCUUAAACGUUGAUGUCUUAUCCCAGUGUCCAAAGCCGAGGUUCGUAGCUUGUUAAUGCUUUGCCCUUAGGUCGUUUAACUUUCAAGGGUUGCAAGCGUCUAAAGCGCUCACCUAAAAGCCCGGUAUCUUUGUAUAAGCCGGCUCUUGCCAGGCUUGCCAGUCGUGGAUAAAAAAUGGGCAAAUUAUUUCACAAAUGGAAUUGAUGUACAAAUUCAACGUCAUUCCAUCAGAGUAUUCCGCUUUCAAUUUCAUUCUUAUUUAGAAUAGUUAUAGAAUAAUGUAAGGGAUGUCUGCGAACGAUACGAUUAAAUGUAAAAGAUGUAAUCAGAGUAAGAUAAAAUAUCUGUAGCCACAGGCGUAUUUAUAAUUACUGUGAUAGGUUUUAAAGUUGUCUGGAUUUUAUUGCCAAAUUAUACACUGCCUCACACUUCCAAUAUGAAGGGGCGAUAAUAGAAUUAUUUAUUUUGGUUUGCAAUCGACCGAAUUUAGAAUUAUAAUUAGAUCUAGAAUUCCGUAUUCUAAAUAUAGACUGAUUUUUAUUUAUCAGCUUAUUUUGAUAGUUAUUCGUUCAAAAAUGUCUUUAGAUAUUGUAUUUUGGUAAUAGUCGGUCGCUUGCGAUAAACAUUACAAGGAACGAAAAUGCAUAUUUCACAAUGUAUUUGUAGUUUAAUAUUAUUAUAUUAGAUUAUCUAUACGUAAUAAAAUAUUAAUAUACAUUA
Messenger RNA from Manduca sexta (tobacco hornworm), 9487 nucleotides. RefSeq names its product HEAT repeat-containing protein 5B. NCBI's taxonomy places the organism in Eukaryota, Metazoa, Arthropoda, Insecta, Lepidoptera, Sphingidae. Gene Ontology annotation, biological process: retrograde transport, endosome to Golgi; intracellular protein localization; endocytosis. The record is from RefSeq and is a predicted model, not a curated record. Bases 189 to 6380 code for a protein of 2063 amino acids. Gene Ontology annotation, cellular component: endocytic vesicle; Golgi apparatus; membrane. The transcript has 39 exons.